CAAGGUUGCAUUUGAUCUCGUGUUCUUACAGUUUAUUUAAUCUUCACAUGAAGUUGACAGAUACAUGCAGCAAACUCUAUAAACGCUCUACAAAUCAUUUUCCGGACCUUCAAUACUAUAAGUAUGAUUAUCGCAGGACUCCAGUUCUUAAAGAUUCAGUGAUUGGAAAAGGUGAUAGGACAAGAAGAGCUGUCUGUAUCGAAGAAAUGUUAUCAAUGUUAGCUUGCUUGAAAGAAAGUGAUUUUGAUCAACGUCCUUGUACACAAAUGAUAGACACAUUCAAUAAAUGCGUCCAUAUAACGGAGAAUAAGCGGAGAGCAAAUAAGGAUAUGCAAAAGUCAGGAGUCGUAUCGCCUUCUGACAAGUCAGCUUAUGUGAUCUGCAUUUAUAACUGAUGUUAUUCCCACAAUAUCAUUGUACAAGCGGUUCCAAGUACAGGUUUCACGCUGGUCAUUUCCAGAUCUACGAAAGACCCUAAGUUUGUUAUCUCAAUCUAUCAAAAUGGAUUCUCGUUAAAAUCAAUUGCUUCCUCUGAUUUUUAAUCCGCACAGAAAAUUGUAAAACCCAAUGACAACUUACUCAUGUAUUGGAAACAAAUUUCUAUAAUAAAAUAUCCUACUUUUAACAAUUUAAGUAGUUUGAUAAGGUCGUUUGAAUUUAAUCCGUGAGCUAUCAGCUGAUUUCGGAAGCAAUCAAUAAGUUGGAUUUCUCAUUUGUUGUCAACAAUCAAUGAAUGAAUGGA
This is a messenger RNA of Schistosoma margrebowiei, 742 nucleotides long. The record is from the annotation of a GenBank genome assembly. Lineage: Eukaryota; Metazoa; Platyhelminthes; Trematoda; Strigeidida; Schistosomatidae.